AUGCUCAUACUACUCCCAUUAGGAAUUAACCUGGCCUUCGCCAAGUUAUUGGUCGAAAAUGGAUGCAACAUCCUCAUCGCCGACUUAGCUUUGCGCCCCGAGGCCAAAGUGUUAGUCGAAAAGCACUCCUCUGGUCCUGUACGAGCUGUUUUCCAAGAGACAGAUGUCAUGGAUUGGGUCCAGCUCGAGCGCAUGUUUGAGGUGGCUGAAAGGGAAUUCGGCGCUGUCGACAUUGUGUGCCCGGGCGCGGGUAUCUAUGAGCCACACUGGAGCAACUUUUGGCGCCCACCCGGCUCGACCGCAAGCAAAGAUUCCCCUACCAGCGGCCGAUAUGCCCUGGUGGACAUCAAUAUCACCCACCCAAUCCGUGUCACGCAACUGGCCAUUGCCCAUUUUCAAAAGCAUCGACAGAACGGUCGCCUGAAGCACAUCCUCCAUAUUUCCAGUAUUGCGGGACAAAAUGAAUCGUUCUCGGCCCCCAUCUACGUUGCCACAAAGCAUGCCAUCAACGGACUCGUGCGGUCGCUAGGCAAGCUGGAGAGAAUUGGCAUCCGUGUUACAGCAGUCGCACCUGGUGUUAUCAAGACUCCUCUGUGGACGGAUCAUCCUGAGAAGAUAAAAAUGGUGGUUGACAGUUCUGAUGCCUGGGUGACACCCGAGGAAGUAGGGGAGGUGAUGUUGGCGAUGGUACAGCAGGAUCAAGUGAGUGAGAUCAUCGGGGAUCGAUCUGGUCGAGGAAUCCAGUAUCCGGUAAAGGGUGGCACGAUCAUGGAAGUUUCAAAGACGGCAAGGGAGGUAAAACAAUUUAAUGACGAGGGCCCUGGGAAUCGGCCUGGAAACACGGUUUCAGACAUUGAAGCCGUGGAGAACGAGAACUGGGAUCUUUUGAAUCAGAAAGGAUGGGGAUUAUCAAAGUUGUAA
Molecule: messenger RNA, 921 nt
Organism: Penicillium verhagenii
Lineage: Eukaryota; Fungi; Ascomycota; Eurotiomycetes; Eurotiales; Aspergillaceae
Exons: 2
Coding region: 1-921 (306 amino acids)
Cellular component (GO): cytoplasm
Molecular function (GO): oxidoreductase activity, acting on the CH-OH group of donors, NAD or NADP as acceptor
Source: RefSeq, a predicted model, not a curated record